AGCGCCCCGGAGCCCGCGCGCCGCCGCACCCCGCCCGCCGCCCGCCGCCCCGCCAUGUCCUGGGCCCUGCUCCUCGGGCUCCUGGCUGCGCUGCUGCUGCUGCUGCUGCUGAGCCGCCGGCGCACGCGGCGACCUGGCGAGCCUCCCCUGGACCUGGGCAGUAUCCCUUGGUUGGGCCAUGCGUUGGAGUUUGGAAAAGAUGCUGCCAGCUUCCUCACUAGGAUGAAGAAGAAGCAUGGUGAUAUCUUUACUGUGCUGGUCGGGGGCAGGUAUGUCACCGUCCUCCUGGACCCCCACUCCUAUGACGCGGUGGUGUGGGAGCCUCGCAGCAAGCUGGACUUCCACACCUAUGCUGUCUUCCUCAUGGAGAGGAUUUUCGAUGUGCAACUCCCACAUUACAGCCCCAGUGAUGAAAAGGCCAAGAUGAAACCGACCCUCCUUCACAGAGACCUCCAGGCACUCACAGACGCCAUGUAUAGCAACCUCCGCACCAUCCUGCUGGGUGACACCUCAGAAGCGGCCAGUGGCUGGCACGAGAUGGGUCUCCUCGAUUUCUCCUACAGCUGCCUGCUCAGAGCCGGCUACCUGACUCUGUACGGAGUCGAAGCUCUGCCGCGUACCCAUGAGAGCCAGGCCCAGGACCGCGCCCACUCAGCUGAUGUCUUCCACACCUUCCGCCAGCUCGAUCUCCUGCUCCCCAAACUGGCACGUGGCUCCCUUUCAGUGGGGGACAAGGACCACGCGUGCCGAGUCAAAGGUCGCCUAUGGAAGCUGCUGUCCCCGGCCAGGCUGGCCACACGGGCCCAGCGGAGCAGCUGGCUGGAGAGUUACCUGCAGCACCUGGAGGAGACAGGCGCGUCCGAGGACAUGCAGGCCCGGGCCAUGGUGCUACAGCUCUGGGCCACGCAGGGGAAUAUGGGUCCUGCUGCCUUCUGGCUUCUGCUCUUCCUCCUCAAGAAUCCCAAGGCCCUGGUGGCUGUUCGUGGAGAGCUCGAGCAGCUCCUUUCCAGAGCAGAGCAGCCCAUUUCACAGAUGACUACCCUCCCCCAGAAGGUUUUGGACAGCAUGCCUGUGCUUGAUAGUGUGCUGAGUGAGAGCCUCAGGCUCACCGCCGCGCCCUUCAUUACCCGGGAGGUUGUGGUGGACCUGGCCCUGCCCAUGGCAGAUGGGCGAGAAUUCAGCCUGCGACGUGGAGACCGCCUCCUCCUCUUUCCCUUCCUGAGUCCCCAGAAAGAUCCGGAAAUCUACACAGACCCAGAGGUAUUUAAAUAUAACCGAUUCCUGAGCUCUGAUGGGUCAGAGAAGAAAGACUUUUACAAGGACGGGAAGCGACUGAAAAAUUAUAGCAUGCCCUGGGGAGCUGGGCACAACCAGUGCCUGGGGAAGGCUUACGCCAUUAGCAGCAUCAAACAAUUCGUGUUCCUCGUGCUGGUGCACUUUGACCUGGAGCUGAUCAAUCCCGACGUGGAGAUCCCCGAGUUUGAUCUCAGCAGGUACGGCUUCGGGCUGAUGCAGCCGGAACACGACGUGCCUGUCCGCUACCGUGCCCGGCCGUGAGCUCCAGGAGCAGAUGGGGCUCCACACACAUGCCUCCACCCAGCCUGCCCCCCAUCACCCAACUUCCUGUGUCUACGUUCGCCCUGGGUGCAGGAGCUUUGACCAAUGGGGCCAGCACUUUCCU
This is a messenger RNA of Lontra canadensis (Northern American river otter), 1681 nucleotides long. RefSeq names its product prostaglandin I2 synthase (gene PTGIS). The record is from RefSeq and is a predicted model, not a curated record. NCBI's taxonomy places the organism in Eukaryota, Metazoa, Chordata, Mammalia, Carnivora, Mustelidae. Gene Ontology annotation, molecular function: oxidoreductase activity, acting on paired donors, with incorporation or reduction of molecular oxygen; heme binding; iron ion binding. The transcript has 10 exons. Gene Ontology annotation, biological process: prostaglandin biosynthetic process. The coding region runs from base 55 to 1557 and encodes 500 amino acids.